CGGAGGCUGCCGGGAGAUCGCGAGGCCUGCUCUGUGAGGGCGGCGUUGGCCUUCCUUCCCCCUCCCCCUGGCCUGAGAGUUGUCUGCUGGUUCUCAGCUUGAAGAAGAAGCCACAGUCCUUAGCGAUCCUCUUUCUUGGCGUUACCAUUUCUGAAGCGAAGCGUGCCUAGCUUUCUAGCGUGAGCUUUCUCUUGGGCCGUCUUUAGAGUCCCGACCCCCUAAAAGUAGCCAAGAAAGAUCUAGCCCGGCAAUGUCCAAGUCAUUCCCGCAGUCAUCUCUGAGUAGGGACUCCCAAGGUCACGGGCGGGACCUGUCGCCAGGAAUAGGCCUUCUUGCGGCCGCCACCCAGUCUUUAAGUAUGCCAGCAUCUCUUGGAAGGAUGAACCAGGGCACUGCCCGCCUUGCUAGCUUAAUGAAUCUUGGAAUGAGCUCUUCAUUGAAUCAACAAGGAUCUCAUAGCGCCCUGUCUUCUGCUAGCACUUCUUCCCAUAAUUUGCAGUCCAUAUUUAACAUCGGAAGCAGGGGGCCGCUCCCCCUGUCUUCCCAGCACCGCGGCGACACGGACCAGGCCAGUAACAUCCUGGCCAGCUUCGGUCUGUCGGCCCGAGACUUAGACGAACUGAGUCGCUACCCGGAGGACAAGAUCACCCCCGAGAACUUGCCCCAGAUCCUCCUGCAGCUUAAGAGGAGGCGAAGCGAAGAAGGCUCUUCGUUGAGUUAUGGUAGAGAUGGCAGAUCGGCCCCCCGGGAGCCUCCGUACCGAGUCCCUAGGGAGGAGUGGGAAGAGAAAAGGCACUUUAGAAGAGAUAGCUUUGACGAGCGGGGCCCUAGCCUCAACCCCGUCCUUGAUUAUGACCACGGAAGUCGUUCUCAAGAGUCUGGUUAUUAUGACCGAAUGGACUACGAAGACGACCGACUGAGAGACGGAGAGAGGUGUAGGGAGGACUCUUUCUAUGGCGAGAGCUCGCAUAACUAUCAUAAGUUUGACAGUGAGUACGAGCAGGUGGGCCGCGGCCCCGGCCCUCUGCAGGAGAGAUCUCUCUUUGAGAAAAAGCGGGGCGCCCCUCCGAGUAGCAAUGUCGAAGACUUCCACGGAUUCUUACCGAAAGGGUACCCCCAUCUCUGCUCUAUAUGCGAUAUGCCCGUUCAUUCUAAUAAGGAGUGGAAUCAGCAUAUCAAUGGAGCAACCCACAGCCGCCGGUGUCAGCUACUUCUGGAAAUCUAUCCAGAAUGGAAUCCUGACAGUGAUUCUGGUCAUGGAAUGGGCGACCCUUUUAUGCUGCAGCAGUCGACCAACCCGGCCCCCGGAAUCCUCGGCCCCCCUCCUCCUUCCUUCCACCUUGGAGGUCCCCCAGUCGGACCGAGAGGUUCCGGAAAUGGGAACAUGCAAGGACCAAGACACAUGCAGAAAGGCAGAAUGGAGACCAGCCGGGUCGUUCACAUUAUGGAUUUCCAGCGUGGGAAAAACCUGAGAUACCAGCUGCUGCAAUUGGUGGAGCCCUUCGGGGUGAUCUCAAAUCACCUGAUCCUCAAUAAAAUUAACGAGGCCUUCAUCGAAAUGUCCACGACGGAGGACGCCCAAGCCGCGGUAGAUUACUACACCACGUCCCCAGCCCUGGUCUUCGGCAAGCCGGUCAGAGUCCACUUAUCCCAGAAGUACAAGAGGAUAAAGAAACCCGAAGGAGGGAAGUCUGAACAGAAGUUCGAACCGAAGCCAGAGCUCGGGCGGGUGAUACACCUGAGCAACUUACCCCACUCGGGGUAUUCCGACAGCGCGGUCAUCAAACUCGCCGAGCCCUACGGAAAAAUAAAGAAUUACAUAUUAAUGAGGAUGAAGAGUCAGGCUUUUAUAGAGAUGGAGACCCGAGAGGAUGCCAUGAGCAUGGUUGACCACUGCUUGAAGAAGGCCCUCUGGUUCCAGGGCAGGUGCGUCAAGGUGGACCUGUCGGAGAAGUACAAAAAGCUGGUCCUCCGGAUCCCCAACAAAGGAAUCGAGCUGUUGAAGAAAGAUAAAUCCCGAAAGCGGUCUUACUCCCCGGACACCAAAGACUGCCCGAGCGAGAAGAAAUCCAAGUCGGACAGCUCUCAAAAAGCCGACAGCAGCGGGGACGGCAAGGAGCCGGAGGGGAAACCGAGCGAGGCGGCGGAGAAGGCCCCGAAGGACGGAGAGCGGGCGGAGCCGGAGCCCCACCUCCUGCUCGAGUCCGAAGACGAGCUGCUCGUGGACGAGGAGGAGGCGGCCGCGCUGCUGGAGAGCGGCAGCUCGCUGGGCGACGAGGCGGACCUGGCCCCCUUAGGGGACGUGACCUCCGAAGCCAAGAAGGAUUCCUCGGACAAAGCGGCCAAGAAGAGCGAGCCGAGCACCGGGGCCGCCACCACAUCCAAGAAGAAAGGCAAAAAGACGCGCAUCUCAAAAAAGUUUGAAGCUUUGAGUGCUUUGAAGCCAAUGGUGUGCUCUGCUGCUCGUGCACAGGAGCGAAGGAGGCGAACUGUCCAGCGCCGUUUUCCCGGGAACAUGGAAGGUUUCGUCACCCUGGACGAGGUGGGGGACGAGGAGGACUCGGAGCACCCGAAGGCCCGGAAGUCGGGCGGGCCGGGAAAGUCGGGCGACCGGACCGAAGACGGUUUGGCUGAAAUCAAGGUGGAUAAGAUGGAAGAAAUCGAGCAGGAGAGCGAGGCCACCCUGGAGAACGGGUUGAAAAACGAAGACGCUCCGGAGCCCGGGGCCGCCGAGGCCUCCGAGGCCCCCGAGGCGCAGGACCCCAACAAGGACGCGGGCGAGAGCGCCAACGGCCAGAGCGAACGCGAAACGAAAAGCAGCUUCCGAGAAGAGACGGUUGUCCCCGAUGAGUACAGGAUCGGGCCUUACCAGCCCAAUGUGCCAGUGGGUGUGGAUUACGUGAUCCCCAAAACAGGGUUUUACUGCAAACUGUGUUCUCUGUUCUACACGAAUGAAGAGGUCGCGAAAAAUACCCACUGCAGCAGUCUGCCUCAUUAUCAGAAACUAAAGAAAAUCCUGAAUAAAUUGGCAGACGACCGCAGGCAAAAGAAAGACGUUUAAGCCGAGCCAGGCGGGCGGGCAAAGACGCCGCGGUUCUUUGUUUUUAACGUUAACCUUUUUUUAAAACGCAGUACAGGUAGCUAGUAGGUGGAUCAAUUGUACUCUCUUUUGUUUUAGUGAAAAAGCAAGUAAAAGUAGAAAUCCGUUCAUGUGUUACGUGUCCUAGCCAAAAACGCAUAUCGAGUUGAGUGAACACGAGAGCGACUCCUUGUUUCGGGAGAAGGGCAGGCGUGAGCCCCGAGGACUGAUGCGUGAACCAAACCCGCGCCACCCAACGUGCCGUUGACUGGUUUCGAGCUUCAGAAAUUUGUCAUCAGGUUUUUGGUUCCGUUCUUCAAUAAAAGCCAAAAUGAAUUACGCCGUAUUUUUAUUUCAUCGGAAACAUUCCAUUCUUUUAAUCUGAGCCUAGCAGUUUUGGUUUUUUUUUGGUUGGCUUUUUGGUUUUGUUUGUUGUUUUUUUUUCAUUUGGAGUGUGAAGCCGGUUUAGUUGCGUUUCACUUUCGGAGAAGUUAAGGACUUAAAUUGAGGCUCCUUAAGUUAAGGAGAAGUUGGCAACUGAAGGAGGAAGAGACGAAAGAAAGAAAGGGGGGAAAUAAACCGCCCCAGGUGUAGAUUCUUUUAACGUCAUUGCUAUCCUUUAGGAAGAAUCUUUUAAGUCAUUGAUUUUGAAUUUCGUAAUUUGUUUUUCUAAGCUCCUGCUAGAUUUUUCUUUCCUUAGUCUAGUAGUCGGUGUCUCUGCAGUGAAAAGUAAAAAUUUUCCCAUACUUCUCUUUGGCCAGUAUUAAUUUCUUGAGCUCUUAUUGCUUGUUACUUGAAUCCUGUAGCUGUUGAAUACCUCUGGUAUAAGCAAACCUUUGAUUGAUUUUUUUUCCUCUCAAUUUUUCUGGACGUGUAGACCAUAUCUCUUCAUCUUCUCAGGAUGAAAUCUGACAUUCCGGCAAUUUCGAGCCGGAUUGGUCCAAACCCCAGAACCCCGACUCCUAAUUAAAUGUAUCACUUGCACAUGUGACCCUUUUGUGAACAGAUAUCUGCAUGUGUAAUCUGUGUUGACCUGUAAUUUUCCAAUUAUAUACUGCUUAUAUCUGUGGAUUCAAGUUACCGAAGUGAUUACCAAUAAACAAAUCUAGGCAACAGGA
Tachyglossus aculeatus (Australian echidna) is the source of this 4197-nucleotide messenger RNA. It is a transcript of the gene MATR3, whose product is annotated as matrin 3. Bases 251 to 3061 code for a protein of 936 amino acids. The record is from RefSeq and is a predicted model, not a curated record. Gene Ontology annotation, cellular component: nucleus. Lineage: Eukaryota; Metazoa; Chordata; Mammalia; Monotremata; Tachyglossidae. The transcript is spliced from 17 exons. Gene Ontology annotation, molecular function: zinc ion binding; RNA binding.